AUGAUUGAGUUGGACGGGGAAACCGACCCACUUGAGAUUGCAAUGAAGGAGCUCCGACAGCGGAAGAUACCAUUCACCAUUCGCCACUACCUGCCUGAUGGAAGCUAUGAAAACUGGGGGGUUGAUGAGUUAAUUGUGGAAGACUCGUGGAAGCGACAAGUGGGAGGUCAGGUUUCUUGCGAGUUUCUGGAGCCUUUGGGUAUUGAACCUAUUAAUGGUACCUGCACCGUGUGGGCUGUGGAUCGUGCUCUUAUGGAUGCUUCUAUCCAUAACUGUGGAACUGUCAGCAACAAAGCUCAUAGCUUUCAUUUGAGAGUGAAGACUACAGAGGAAUGUGUUGUUGAAGAUCAAUAUUACCUGGAUCGUGUGUCGCUUUGGUACGUGGUACAGGGGUCAACAUCAGUCUGUGGGGCUGUAGAGAUAUGCAGACUUCACAUUAGCGCAAUGUGA
Ilex paraguariensis (yerba mate) is the source of this 450-nucleotide messenger RNA. Lineage: Eukaryota; Viridiplantae; Streptophyta; Magnoliopsida; Aquifoliales; Aquifoliaceae. The record is from the annotation of a GenBank genome assembly.